AUGGAUAUAUGGAAUAGUUGGUGGGUUUUGCAAACUAUGCAGUUGCUGGGUUUGUUUAGUUUUUGGAUUUCAUUUGCAAAGUUUAGGACUUUAUUCUCAAGAGCUUUUGGUUAUGGUCACAAAAUUGUGAAGGGUGAUAGCAGUGCCUGGAUCUUUGUUUCCCUCAAUGGGAUGGUCACAGUUGGUUCUUUCUUAUUCUUCCUCUUGGUCAUUUCCUGGGCUUAUUUUUUUGCGUUUCCCACUUCUCCCUCUGUAAUUAAGAGUUAUGAGACUUCCAACAGUUCUCACUCACCUGUUCAGAGUCAUGAGAUUCCCAACCGUUCUCACUCCUUUGUUCAGAGUCAUGAUAUUCCCAAUAGCUCUCACUCUUUUGCUCAGAGCUAUGAUGAGAUUUUAAAAUCCAAUGUUUCAAUGGACAAAUGCAAUGUGUUUGAAGGAAGUUGGGUAAGGGAUGAUAGCUACCCUUUGUAUGAUGCUUCUCACUGCCCCUUUGCAGAAAGGGGUUUUAAUUGCCUUGCUAAUGGGAGAAAAGAUAGAGGUUACACAAAAUGGAGGUGGAAGCCUAAGAACUGUGAGAUUCCAAAGUUUGAUGCCCGUAGAAUACUAGAACAACUUCGUGGGAAAAGAGUGGUUUUUGUCGGUGAUUCGUUGAGUAGGACGCAAUGGGAGUCCAUGAUAUGUUUGUUAAUGACAGGAGUUGAGAAUAAGAAGAGUGUCUAUGAAAUCAAAGGCAGCAAGAUCACAAAACAGAUAAGGUUUUUAGGUGUAAGGUUUAGUACUUUCGAUGUUAGAAUUGAUUUUUAUCGAUCGGUCUUCCUGGUGAAGCCUGGUUCUGUGCCUAGACAUGCACCCCAAAGGGUGAAGACUACACUGAGAUUGGACAAGAUUGAUGAUAUUAGCCAUGAGUGGAUUGAUUCUGACGUUCUUAUAUUCAAUUCAGGUCACUGGUGGACACGGACUAAGCUUUUUGACAUGGGGUGGUAUUUUCAGGUUGGUAACUCGCUAAAACUUGGAAUGCCAAUUAAUUCUGGUUUCAAAACAGCUUUGCUCACCUGGGCAUCUUGGAUAGAGAAUACAAUCAAUAAAAACAGGACAAGAGUUUUCUUCCGCACCUUUGAAUCAUCUCAUUGGAGUGGACAGAACCAUAAUUCUUGCAAAGUGACUCAAAAGCCUUGGAAGAGAACUAAUGGCAGGGAGAGAAGCCCAAUUUCAGAUAUGAUCAAGAAAGUUGUGAACAACAUGAGUGGUCCUGUGACAGUUCUCCAUGUUACACCAAUGACUGCAUAUAGAAGUGAUGGGCACGUGGGGACUUGGAGUGACAAGCCAUCUGUGCCCGAUUGUAGCCAUUGGUGCUUACCUGGUGUUCCUGAUAUGUGGAACGAAAUUCUCCUCUCAUAUUUGCUACCAAAAGAAGAGGCAAAUUAA
Molecule: messenger RNA, 1425 nt
Organism: Sphenostylis stenocarpa
Lineage: Eukaryota; Viridiplantae; Streptophyta; Magnoliopsida; Fabales; Fabaceae
Source: the annotation of a GenBank genome assembly